Alexandromys fortis (reed vole) is the source of this 2978-nucleotide messenger RNA. It is a transcript of the gene Irag2, whose product is annotated as inositol 1,4,5-triphosphate receptor associated 2. Bases 865 to 2352 code for a protein of 495 amino acids. Gene Ontology annotation, cellular component: endoplasmic reticulum membrane. The record is from RefSeq and is a predicted model, not a curated record. Lineage: Eukaryota; Metazoa; Chordata; Mammalia; Rodentia; Cricetidae. The transcript is spliced from 21 exons.
UGAAGUUAAAAAAAAAAAAAAAAAAGGAACUGUUCAGUUGUCCCAGGAGGCUGGCUGCAAGCCGUGAGUGGAGGAAGUGUGGGGUAUAAAGAAGGCGGUGUCAGACAGCCCAGCGAAAGAGGGGAGUACAGAGAGCCAUAACUUGCUUCUCAGGACUCUCUGGGGUGGAAGGAGCUGGGCGGGCUGUGCCCAUGCAAACAGAAUUGCAGAAGUGGAGCCCAGGCUUAUCACUUCCCUGAGAAGAAAAGCACAUUUCCAGUUAGCUUCCUGUGCCUGAGCGCAAGUGCCCGGUGCCCUCCUCGCUGCCCAAACCCAGACUGCCCCGAGCAGGUGGAGGACCAGGCUGCGGCCUGUGGAAGAGCCGAGUUCCUGUGGCAUAAACUAGGGGAGUUCUGCGGAACCUGCGAACUGAAAGCACCCAGCGCCACACUCAAGAGCAGAAGACCGGGACCUGCCAUGACUUUUUAGACGAGGAGUCUCCUCACUAUGGUCCCCUGUCCUGCACAGAAAGACAUCAGCUUCUACCAGGGAAACUGAAGCAAUCCCGCCACAAACCACAGCGGAGGCAAAAGGGAAGCACUUGGCAGGGACCCUUGACCUGGAAAGACCUGUGUCCGUGUAGACCUCUGCUAGUAGAUGCCUUGUAUCCUGACGGCCUUACAGCCAUCCCAAAGCUGGAAUUGACAUCUGUCUCAUGUGCCAAGAAACCAAUCCAUGCUCUGUGUAAAAGACCCCCGGAGCAGGAGGCAGAUGGAGCUUCGCAUGUGACAAGAGGACCCCAGAAGCCACUCUCUUCUCCACCCCAGGUGCCCUGUCCCCGCAGGAGGCUCCACCUUGGGUCCAGAGCUUCUAGCCUGCACCAGGAUGAAUGAGGACCUCAGUGUACAAGAGAAUGGUGUUGGUCACCUGUAUUCUGAGAGCUUGCCACAGCUCAGGGAGUCUCUCACACAACCCUCGGCCAAUCACACUUCAUCCUCAGAGAGCACUGUGACUUCGAGUGACUCUGGAUCAGACACUUUGCACAUGACUCCUGGGGACCUUGACUGCAAAUCCCUCUGCGAGGAGGAGGAAGCAGGAUCGGCCUCUGCCAUGCCAGGCACCAGCCCAGCUCCGAAUAAUGCUGCAAGCCAGGACUCCGUGAGGGCAGACAAGGCCGCAUCGCAGCUGGAAGCGGGAGAGGGACUCGGAACAGCAGAAGACAGAGGGAAGGACGGCACCGCAGGAGAAACUGAGGUUUCCCCGCCUCCCAAAGCUCCUGCAAAGUUAGUCAGCUUUCAGCAGCGUGAGAACACUUCAGCUAGUGAGAAGGAGGUGGAGGCAGAAUUUCUCAGGCUGUCUUUGGGCCUUAAGUGUGACUGGUUUACGCUGGAAAAGAGAGUCAAGCUUGAAGAGAGGUCCCGGGACCUGGCGGAGGAAAACUUGAAGAAAGAGAUUACCAACUGUUUAAAGCUCUUAGAGUCAUUAGCGCCUCUAUGUGACGACGACAACCAGGCUCAGGAGAUCAUUAAGAAGCUGGAGAAGAGUGUAACACUGCUCAGCCAGUGUGCGACGCGUGUGGCCAGCAGGGCGGAGAUGCUGGGGGCCAUCAAUCAGGAAAGCCGGGUGAGCAAGGCGGUGGAAGUCAUGAUUCAGCACGUGGAAAACUUGAAGAGGAUGUAUGCCAAAGAGCAUGCCGAGCUGGAGGAGUUGAAGCAGGUUCUGUUGCAGAACGAGAGGUCCUUCGCACCUCUGGAAGAUGAGGAUGACUGUCAGAUUAAAAAACGUUCAUCUUCUCUAAAUUCCAAGCCAUCGUCUCUUCGAAGAGUGACAAUUGCCUCUUUACCCAGGAAUCUUGGAAAUAUAGGGAUGGUAUCUGGGGUGGAAAACAAUGACAGAUUCAGUCGGCGGUCGAGCAGCUGGAGAAUUUUGGGGACAAAGCAGAGUGAGCACCGCCCCUCGCUACACCGAUUUAUUAGCACCUAUUCCUGGGCAGACGCCGACGACGAGAAAUGUGACGUGAAAACCCGAGAUGCCCCUGAACCACCCGGAGAAGAGGCAGUGGAGACGACCAGGAAGGCCAGCCUUUCUGAAAAGAGAAGCAGCCCCUCCAGCUGGGACAGCGGGGCAGUAUGCAGCUCGGUGACUUCCUGGGUCACUCACCUGCAGGCGUCCUUCAGAAGAGCCAACAGAGUACUCUGGCUCUCCAUGGUCUUCAUCGUAUUGUUUGCAGCGCUCAUGAGCUUCCUCACCGGCCAGUUCUUCCAGACGGCGGUGGAAGCUGCGCCCGCACAGGAAGGCAGCGCCUGGAUGUCUCUGGAACACAUCUUAUGGCCGCUUACCAGACUCAGGCACAAUGGGCACCCACCGGCCUGACCGCAGCACAGCCAAAUGUCCCGCUCUGUUUUUAACAUUUCCCUCUGAGGUUCAUCAAGUAGUAACAUUCAAGUAAUUAUAGCAUGAAACCAGGGUUUGCGUGGGACAGUGGUUUUGUACUCUGUAAAGAUUUGUCACUUGUCUGGUUUAAUAAAAUGCUGAAAGGUCAGUAGCCAAGCAGGAAGUAUAGGCGGGGUGACCAGAACAGGAGAAUUCUGGGAAAAAAGAAAGGCUUAGUCUGCAUUUGUCACAGAGGAAGCCGGACACAGAGGAAGCAAGAUGAGAAUGCCUCACCAAUGAAAGGUGCCAAGUCACGUGGCUGACAUAGACAAGAAUUAUGAGCUAAUUUAAGAUGUAAGACUUAGUAAGAAGCCUGACAUAACAGGCCAACCAGUUUAUAAUUAAUGUAGACCUCUGUGUGUUUCUUUGGGGCUGAAUGGCUGCAGAAUCAGGCAGGACAGAAACCUCUGUCUACAGGGUUCUCAGAGCUGCUGAGAUAUUUUAAUUCCCCAACUAUUUAGCACAGGGAGAGGAUGCCGCCUAGGGUAUUUUAGUGAGCUUUCUGAGACAGAGAGACAUAGUGCUUUUAUUGAAAUGUAUCAAAAUAAAGAACUAUUCCAAUCUCA